Micromonas pusilla CCMP1545 is the source of this 1266-nucleotide messenger RNA. RefSeq lists its product as uncharacterized. Gene Ontology annotation, molecular function: phosphatidylcholine lysophospholipase A1 activity. NCBI's taxonomy places the organism in Eukaryota, Viridiplantae, Chlorophyta, Mamiellophyceae, Mamiellales, Mamiellaceae. Bases 1 to 1266 code for a protein of 421 amino acids. The transcript has 2 exons. The record is from RefSeq and is a predicted model, not a curated record.
AUGAUGCGCCGCGCCGCGCGGUGCGUCGCGGGCGCGACCGCGGCGUGCGCGGCGCUCACCUACGCGCAGGCGUGCGCGCUUCACGCCGCGUACUCCCCGCUGCCGGGCGCGACGGACGCGCCCACGGAGGGGAUCGCGCGCGGCGGCGACGCGAGGAGGGAGAGGAGGUCGACGGGAGGAGGCGGAGGCGGCGGGGAUCGAACCGCCGGCGGCGGCGCGCGGCGACGGUGGGACGACCUCGAGCGCGGAUCGAUCCGCGAUCGACGGCGCGACGCGCGACGCGCGGCGACGGCGACGACGACGCGACGGCGCGAGACGCGACGCGUGAUCGUCCUGGGCGACUCGCUCGUGACCGGCGUCGGGUGCUCCGUCGCCUCCGCCGCGCGCGGUCCGGUGCUCCCUCGGAUCAUCGCGGAGCGGCUCGCGUCGCUCCUCGGCGUGGACGUGGAGUGGGUCGCGCUGGGCGUCGGCGGCGCCGACGUCGACACCAUCCGCCGGGAGGUGCUGCCGGAGCUGGAGCGGAAGGUGACGCAGCUGCGGCGGCUGUCGAAUUUGAAUUUGAACGCGACAGAUGAGCGCGGCGGCGGCGGCGGCGGCGGCGGCGGCGUCGACGCGGUCGUGCUCAUGUGCGGCGUGAACGAUUUCAAGAUGGCGUUUUUCGGGCGGACGGCGUUAUCGUUUCGCCGUCAGCUCCGCGAGACGGUGAGGGAGAUCGAACGCGUCGUCGGGCCCGAGUGCGUCGUCGUGCUUCCCGGGAUGCCCAUGGACCUCGCGACGUUGUUCCCGCCGCCGCUUUCGUACGUCGCGAUCGCCGCGAGCGAGGUGUGGGACACGCAGAAGCGACGCUUGCACCUGAUGCGCGACGACGACGACGACGACGACGGCGGCGACGACGUCCUUAAGGAACGGCGUUCACCACGCGAACGCGGUCGUAUGGGAACCAGUCACGACGACGACGACGGCGGCGACGACGACCGGAACCAAAAAAACCGAGAAAACCAAAAAAACCGAAAAAACCAAACAAACCGCGAAAGCCGAGGCGGGCGCGUGCUGUUCGUGUCCAAGCCCGCGAUUCGGUGGAUGCGCGCGACCGCGGGGCGGGACGAUCUGACCGCGCGAGAUGGGAUUCACCCGAACGAGUGGGGGUACGACGCGUGGGCGCGGCACAUCGCGGAGAGCGUGUCGCCGGCGUUGGGUGGGCCCGCGCGGUGCGAGGCGGCGGGCGGCGGCGGCGGCGGCGGCGGCGGCGUCGGAUGGGAGAAUUAA